UUUUUUUCAUUCACUUUUAGUGUUCACUUUUUUUUUUGUUAAUUGUAUUAACUGGAUGAAAGAUCAUUUAAUUUUCAUUGGAUUGAAGUUAUAUUAUGGACUAUCGUUAUAAAUUGUAUCUUAAUCGUUUAUUGUCAUCAUGGGGUGAUCGAACUUGGGAAUUCGCUAUUGGAUUGUAUCUAAUUAAAUUGUAUCCUUCGUCUCUUCUGUUGACCGCCAUCCAAGGGAUUCUCGCCUCAAGUGCUACAAUUAUCUUGGCUCCUAUUUUCGGUCGUUGGAUAACCAAAGCAUCGCGAAUCCAAGAAGUGAAAAUUUGUCUCUUCAUUCAAAAUGGAGCUGUGGUCAUUUCUUCAGCAUUUGUCGCUCUUUUCUUUCUCCAGGAUCAGAUAGAAGAUGAAAAAAUCCGAAAAACAAUUGCAUUUAUUGCUCCAAUUGUAUUAGUUGGAUUCUCAUUAAUAUCUCAAGUAACCAGUGCUGGAUACACAUUGUGCCUCGAAAAGGACUGGCUGGUUACCUUGGCUGAAGAUGAGAAAAAGUUAACAGAUUUGAACGCAAUGUUGCGACGAUUGGAUUUAUCAUGUCAAACUAUUGCUCCUUUUCUGGUUGGUCUUUUAAUGCAAUACUCGGAAUUGGCAUCAGCGGUGUUUUUCAUGUUCUGGAACUUUUUCUCUGGAUUCUGUGAAUAUGCUGUCCUUAAAUCGCUCUACAACCAGGGAAUACCCGCUCUCAUUGAACCUAAACAAAGUAAAUCGGGUUCGGUCAAUGAUCUGAGUAUCUUUGAUUUAGAUGCAAUGAAAAAGUAUUGGAAAACUUUUUCUUUACCUGGUAUAGCAUUUGGUCUGGUCUAUUUGUCCAUUUUAGGAUUUGAUUCGGUGACCGUUGGUUUUAUAACCUCAAAAGGAGUCGAAGAAGGUCUCAUUGGUGUUGUCAGUUUAAUCGGAGCCAUUUUUGGUAUUUUGGGUACACUUGUUUUCCAAUGGUCAGCUAAACAUAUCGGCUUACGACUAACUGGACUUAUUGGUUAUGUUAUUGAUUUAAUUUCUCUGUCAAUGUGCCUUGUAAUUGCUCUAAGUCCCGAUUGGUUUGGCUUUAAUUGGGGAGAUAUGACUGGACCCAUUAUACUGUUUCUCAUUGGUAUCACUGUUUCUCGAGCUGGUCUCUGGACAAUUGAUCUUUCGGUUAAUCAAUUGAUACAAACUGAAUCAACUAAUCCAGCGCUUAUCGGUGGUGUUCAAACGAGUGUAAAUAUAUUCGCUGAAUUAACUAAAUUUAUCGUUGUCGCUUUUAUACCUGCAUUGGAAAACUUUUGGAUACUCAUAAUUGUUUCCUAUCUUUCAAUCACUUGUGGUGGUGUUUUAUUUGCCGUUUACAAUUAUCGGUGUCGUGGCCUAACACCAACAACACCUUCAACCAAAUUGAACGACAAAACUAAAUCAACUUAUGGUACUUUCACCUCCGACCAACUUAAAUUAAAACGUGAGACACAAGCAUAUUAAUCAUUUCACUCAACUGUUAAUCAUUAAGAAAAGUAUUAAAUACACCUCAACAUUUCAUCUGUAUUUUAAUUGUAAUCUAAAAACAAAGUUAAUCAUCAAUUGUGAAUAUAAAAUAUUUGUAACAUUUCAUCAUCUUAAUUCAUAAAAUCAUCACUUUUAAUUGUGUAAAAAUUUACCUUCAGAAUCAAUGAUAAUUUUAAUAUUUUUGUUGACUGCAAAUUGUUUGUUUUUAUCAAAAAUUUUCAUCAAAUUAAUAAAGUUAAAUCAAACUGUCAUUUUAA
Molecule: messenger RNA, 1777 nt
Organism: Panonychus citri (citrus red mite)
Lineage: Eukaryota; Metazoa; Arthropoda; Arachnida; Trombidiformes; Tetranychidae
Product: solute carrier family 40 member 1-like
Exons: 4
Coding region: 96-1496 (466 amino acids)
Biological process (GO): iron ion transmembrane transport
Cellular component (GO): membrane
Molecular function (GO): iron ion transmembrane transporter activity
Source: RefSeq, a predicted model, not a curated record